Molecule: messenger RNA, 4508 nt
Organism: Carassius carassius (crucian carp)
Lineage: Eukaryota; Metazoa; Chordata; Actinopteri; Cypriniformes; Cyprinidae
Gene: slc5a3b
Product: solute carrier family 5 member 3b
Exons: 2
Coding region: 672-2801 (709 amino acids)
Biological process (GO): transmembrane transport; inositol metabolic process; myo-inositol transport
Cellular component (GO): plasma membrane
Molecular function (GO): D-glucose:sodium symporter activity
Source: RefSeq, a predicted model, not a curated record
AGUUUCCAGUAUUAACUAAAGGACUGCAAAAUGUGUUAAAUCAUGUAAGGCUCUUAGGAUAAUCUCUUGUAUGGGGCGGUGGGCGUGGUUUAACAUGUCGAUUACCCGCCCUGGCCACGUUACAGACCGAAUGUACAGCAAGGACGUUUACAGAGGAAAGAUCAAGAGUGGAUGUACGUUUAUAAAAGGCGCGUUUGGGGCACCAUUCAUUCCGAAGGAAUGGAAUUUUCCAUUUCUGAACUUUUAAAGACGCUGUCCGAAAACGAACAUAUCUUGCCUCCUUCCGCAUUGAAGCUGUCAGAAAUUGAUGUAGAUGAUCAACAUCGCUUGGAGCCCUUCCUUCAUUUUAGUAACACGCGCUGCUCAGUUCUUUAUUUCAAGACUGUAUCAUGAAAAUGGAAUGUAAACUCUUGCCAUUUCUAGACCAGAAGCCAGAGACAUCCUCCCCAAAAUAACUCUUGUGCUUCAUGAGAGCACCGUUGGAUAACAAAUCAAACCAAAACCAAACACAAACCAAAUAGAAAUUCAUCUGACAGACGACGGAUGCUUCCGUUUCCUUCUAGAAAAACAGCAAACCAAAGGCAUAAGAGUUUUCAUGUGCUUUUACUUUCAACUUUACCCAGAUAAACCAGUUUUUUGCAGACAAUUGCAUUUUGAACAAUAGCUCAAACAUGUUAAAAACGGGACCAGUGAUGGAGGCGGCAGAUAUUGCAGUUGUUGCACUUUAUUUUGUGCUUGUGCUUGUAAUUGGCCUGCUCGCCAUGUGGAAGGCCAACCAUAGCACUGUCAGUGGCUACUUCCUGGCAGGUCGAACUAUGAAUUGGUUUGUGAUUGGCGCCUCACUGUUUGUCAGCAACAUCGGCAGCGAGCAUUUCAUUGGACUUGCUGGUUCUGGUGCAGCCAGUGGUUUUGCAGUGGGUGCCUGGGAGUUCAAUGCCCUCCUGCUUCUGCAGCUACUUGGUUGGGUGUUCAUUCCAGUAUACAUCUACUCUGGGGUUUACACCAUGCCAGAGUACCUCUCCAAGCGCUAUGGGGGCAAGCGGCUAAAGAUUUACUUUGCAGCCCUCUCACUUCUGGUGUACAUCUUUACUAAACUCUCAGUGGACUUGUACGCAGGAGCUCUUUUCAUUCAGGAGUCUCUUGGCUGGAACCUCUACCUGUCGAUCAUCUUGCUUAUCUCUAUGACCGCCUUGCUGACAGUUACCGGUGGACUGGCAGCUGUGAUCUACACGGACACUCUACAGGCUGUGCUUAUGGUUGGCGGUGCGUUAACCCUCACCAUCAUCAGCCUGGUCAAGGUCGGUGGUUUGGAAGGGGUGCGGGAAAAAUACAUGGAGGCAGUCCCCAAUGUCACAGCCAUCCUGGCUAACAGCAACUUCAGCUUCCAGUACACAAACUCCUGCCGAAUCCAUCCCAAGCCAGAUUCCCUCAAGCUCCUACGAGGGCCGCUGGAUGAGGAUAUCCCUUGGCCAGGCUUCAUUUUGGGUCAAACACCCUCAUCCAUUUGGUACUGGUGUGCUGACCAGGUCAUCGUCCAGAGAGUGUUAGCUGCCAAGAACAUUGCCCAUGCCAAAGGCUCCACACUUAUGGCAGGAAUGCUGAAGAUCCUUCCCAUGUUCAUCAUUGUUAUUCCAGGGAUGAUCUCACGCAUAUUGUUCCCUGAUGAGCUGGCUUGCAUUGGACCAGAGCACUGCAUGGCUGUGUGCGGCAGUCAGGCUGGCUGUUCCAACAUCGCCUACCCUCGGCUGGUUAUGAGCGUGAUGCCGGUGGGUCUCAGGGGGUUAAUGAUGGCUGUGAUGAUCGCUGCCCUCAUGAGUGACCUAGACUCGAUUUUUAACAGCGCUAGCACCAUCUUCACACUGGACAUUUAUAAAAUGCUGCGUGUAUGUGCCUCCUCCCGUGAGCUGGUGAUCGUCGGCAGGUUUUUUGUGCUAUUCAUGGUAACUAUCAGCAUUGCUUGGGUGCCUGUCAUUAUUGAGAUGCAAGGUGGCCAGAUGUACCUGUACAUCCAGGAAAUUGCAGGAUACCUCACUCCACCCAUUGCGGCCCUUUUUCUACUUGGAGUCUUCUGGAAGCGUUGCAAUGAGACCGGUGCAUUUUGGGGUGGCAUGACUGGGUUCGUACUAGGCACUGCCCGCCUCUUCCUUGGGUUCAUAUAUCGUGAGCCAAAAUGUGACCAGCCGGAUGAACGGCCAGCUUUCAUCACAGAUGUCCACUACAUGUACAUUGCUGCCGUGCUGUUUUGGAUCUCAGGGCUGGUGGCUGUGUGUGUCAGUCUGUGCACAUCUCCACCAGAAGAGGAGAAGGUCAAGCGUACCACAAUAUGGGGCUUGAAAGAACUUAAACGCCUUCCUGUGACAAAACGAGAGGAGAUGUACAAACUCACUAAUGGCAGUGGCGAUGGUGUUCUCAAGAAAGAUGUUCCAGAAGAUGUCCAAAAGGAAAGAUGUCUUGAUGGGGCUGACAUGACCCUCCUUAUGCCCUCCCCUUGUGAGCAAGAUCCCAUGACCCCCAGCACAGAGGCAUCCACACCGAUGGAGCUGUAUGCCAAUGGUCAUGCAAACCUUGUAAAACAGAAGAAUCAAGACAAGUGUGAUGAAGAGAGCUGCCUGCAAGUGUUUGACUGGAUUUGUUGUCACAAAGAGAAAACAUCUGUUGUCGAACCCAAAGUGGUUGAAGAAGAUGAAGGAGCUGUCCGUGAAUUGCUUCAUGAACCUCCUAAGAUCAAGCUCUUACUUAACUUAGGCCUGGUAUUUGUCUGUUCACUGGGUGUUUUCAUGUUUGUGUACUUCUCCUUGUAAUAUGCUGAUCUCGCGGUACCAUAAGGCCUGUCUGAAAGAUAGCACAUUUAUAUAAACUAUUUGUUAUUAUAUGCCAUUUAGGGUCUGUAAUAUUUACAGUGUGGUUUAUUUUUAUUUUUAAAACUUGCUUCUCCAUACUGGUAGAGGUUAUUUAUUCCUUUACCUUGGUUCUGUCAUACCUCCUUGAAAAUAUUCAGCUGUUCUUUGUGUUGUGUUGACAACCAAAUAGAUUAUUGAGACCAUAGCUUUUUUUACAGUUUAUAUACUUGGUUGAGCUAAGGUAAUGUAGGAUGUACUAUUUUUAUUCCUUUGUGAAUUUUGCCUUAAUGUGUGCAAUCCUCCAAACCAAAAUGUGACCCUGAAGCACAAAACCAGUUAUAAGUGAUUUAUGAUCAUCUGAAAGCUGAAUAAAUAAGCUUUCCAUUAAUGUAUGGUUUGUUAGGAUCACCUUUGAAGUUGUCCAAAUGAAUUUCUUAGCAAUGCAUAUUACCAAUCAAAAAUGUAUGUUUUUAUAUAUUUAUGGUAGGAAAUGUACAAAAUAUCUUCAUGGAACAUGAUCUUUACUUAAUAUCCUAAUGAUUUUUUGGCAUAAAAGGAAAAUCUAUAAUUUUGACCCAUACAAUAUUAUUUUGGCUAUUGCAAAAAAAUAUACCCUAGCGAUUUAAGACUUGGUUUUGUGGUCCAGGGUCACAAAUGAGGGCAGUUUUUGUCCUCAAGCUAUUUUUUCCAAUCAUAUAGUAGUAUGUAAAUGUGUAAGGAAGUUGUCUUCUGCAUAUGCAGACUGUUAGGACUAACGAAUUUCUAAAACCAGACCUCACAUGUAAAUCUGUCACCUGUGUAACUGGAAUAGUGUUUCCAAAGUUUUAAAUGUGAGAUAGAAAUGGUGAAAAUGAAGAAUUUACAGUGACAAUAGGUGGGUAUCAUGAUGUUAAAUUUUUUAUUUAAAUAGAGCAUAAGGAUUUGUGCAGAGCCGUGAAGACAUUGUUUUUUGUAAAUAUAACACUUAAUGUGAAAAAAUAAAUAAUAAUAAAAAAGACUUCCAAGAUGUUAUCACUACAAAACAACUUAAUUCUAAAAUGCAGAGAGUGGUUAUAUGGAUGUUACUAAAUGACCAUAAGGGCUGCCACAGAAAAAAGACUCUAGCUGGGGAACAAUGUCAUUAAUAUGUUAAUAACUGAUACCAUUACUGAUAUUAUGAUCCCAAAACAUGAAGACUUGGAUGUCCAGUUUUGAUUGCUGCACAAAAUAGUAUCUUGUUCUUCUAGAAGAAGAAUUUGAUUGUGGCUGCAGUAACAGGCGUUGCCUGUUGUUGAUCUGCUGUUGAAUGCACUAUUUGUUCAGAGAAAGGGCAACUGCUGGAUGGCCUUAGUGAAAAUGAGAUGUGCUAGAGGGAUUUUCUAGACAGAUGUAACUUAUUUUUUUUAAGUACAAGUUCACAAUGUUGUAUUAAUACCUUGAGAAGAGACCUUAAAUGUAAUGACAUUUAAAUUCAGAAAUUGUCAAAAGAGUUGUAGAAAGGUUUCUUUAAUGGGACUGCAAAAGGUAACUUUUUAUCAUUCCAAAUAAAGUGAAGUAGGGAUAAAGUCAUUGGAGAGCUAUUGUUUUACAAUAUAAAUAUCUAUGUAAAAUCACUCCAUAUGUUUAAAUCCAUUUUUGUACAGAUAUCUCUUUGUAAAAGUGGUACAUGAAUAAAAAGAAAAUGUUCAA